CAUGCGACUCGAGAACGCUAGAGGGCGCCGUUUCCGGGAGCCCGCGCGCUGCUUCCGGGGUCUCGUACGCCGACUUGGACACAGAGAAGCCAGAGACUUUCGCUUCCGGCUGCCGCAGGCCCUUCGCUGGUGCAGACGCAGUGCUGAGCCCAUAGCUGCCGGACAAAGAGUGACGCCCGGAGCAGCCGGAGUUAUGGCGGCGACCGAGCCGAUCUUGGCGGCCACUGGGAGUCCCGCGGCGGUGCCACCGGAGAAGUCGGAAGGAGCCUGUUCGAGCUCAGACCGUGAGCGAAUCUCCGUGGGCUCCUCGCUGCCAGAGGCCUCACCGCCUGCCCCCGAGCCUUCCAGCUCCAACGCCGCGGUCCCCGAGGCCAUCCCUACGCCUCGGGCUGCGGUCUCCGCAGCCCCGGAGCUGCCCCUCGGGCCUGCACCCUUGAGCAUCGCGCCUCAGGCCGAAGCCGGAGCGCGCUCCCCACCAGGCCCCACCGGCUCUAGACCCGGCCCCGAGACGUUCCGCCAGCGUUUCCGGCAGUUCCGCUACCAGGACGCGGCGGGUCCCCGGGAGGCGUUUCGGCAGCUGCGGGAGCUCUCCCGCCAGUGGCUGCGGCCUGACAUCCGCACCAAGGAGCAGAUCGUGGAGAUGCUCGUGCAAGAGCAGCUGCUUGCCAUCCUGCCGGAGGCGACGCGGGCCCGGCGGAUCCGCCGCCGCACGGAUGUGCGCAUCACUGGCUGAGCGGUGGAGCUAGGGGCGGCCAGGGCCGGGCGCUCUGUGUGGACUGGGGCCAUGAUCCGGUCCGGGGGCCUGAACCUAGGACCGCACCGCGUGUUAAUGAAAAACGAGCCUUGGCAGCGCC
This is a messenger RNA of Callithrix jacchus (white-tufted-ear marmoset), 854 nucleotides long. It is a transcript of the gene SCAND1, whose product is annotated as SCAN domain containing 1. Lineage: Eukaryota; Metazoa; Chordata; Mammalia; Primates; Cebidae. The record is from RefSeq and is a predicted model, not a curated record.